Messenger RNA from Beta vulgaris subsp. vulgaris (sugar beet), 1185 nucleotides. RefSeq lists its product as hypothetical. The record is from RefSeq and is a predicted model, not a curated record. The transcript is spliced from 6 exons. Gene Ontology annotation, biological process: response to oxidative stress. The coding region runs from base 59 to 721 and encodes 220 amino acids. Gene Ontology annotation, cellular component: chloroplast. Lineage: Eukaryota; Viridiplantae; Streptophyta; Magnoliopsida; Caryophyllales; Amaranthaceae.
ACACAGUCACACAAAGCUGUUUGCUAAUCUUUGAUAAAAAGAAAAGUAAAAAAAAAUAAUGGCAGCUACUUGUUGGGUGCCUACACCAGUCCUUUCUACUAAUCCAUCAUCUAAAUUAGCAAAUAUUUGUUUGAUUAACAGCAAUCCAAUAGUAACAUUUUCAGGCUCCAUUAAUGUCAGAAAUCAGGGUGUUCUUCUUUCUCAUACAACAAAGUUGUCUACAAAGUUGCAAGCUGGUUUGACUGAUAUCGAACCUGACCUCAAUGAAGACCCUCGUGACCGUUGGGCUACUAAUGGAGUGCCACCUGAGGAUUUUGAAUAUGGGAUAUAUGAUGAUCACCACACAUUUUUCGAAACUUCGGAGAAAGGAACAUUUUGGGGAGCAGUGGCUGAAGAAUAUGCUUCCAUGGAUCCACCUACUGGUUUCCAAGGGCUAAUUUCAUGGCUGUUCCUUCCGGCAGUUGCUGCUGGGAUGUAUUUCAAUGUUCCGGGGGAGUAUUUGUACAUUGGAGCAGGUCUAUUUACAGUCAUAUUUUGCAUCAUCGAGAUGGAUAAACCCGAUCAACCUCACAACUUUGAGCCCCAAAUAUACAACAUGGAGAGAGGAUCCCGUGACAAAUUGAUCGCUGAUUAUAACACUAUGGACAUUUGGGACUUCAAUGAAAAAUAUGGAGAUCUUUGGGAUUUUACUUUGACAAAAGAUGAUAUAUUAAAGAGAUAAUUAUCAGGGAAGGGCCAGGGUUUGGGUUUUUCUCAGCUGGCCUGGCAGUGCAAGAAGCUCCCAGGAAAUAUUGCAUGAAAGCAAGUGCUGGUUGGGGAAUGACAAAUCUCGUUUUCUCAGCGACAGGCAAAGACAUCUUGCUAUUGUUAUGUCUGAUGUAAUGUCCACACUGUGUAUGUAUGUUAUAUUGUUUAUAUGUAGGUAGAACUCAAAAGUUUUUAACAUGUAAGUUAGCCUAGCUAUUUUAUCUUGGAGUUAUUGGCUUGACCUUGAGUUACAAUGUUAUUGGAAUGGCAUCCUGGUAAGGUCCUGCCAUUCCAUAUUGUUUCAACUUUUAUGAAGCUUUUUGUAUCAUUGUGAAAGAUGUGAACCUAUUGAGACAUGAGUACGUUCUAGGCUAGUGACAAAAGCCGACUACUCUAUAGAUUCCCAUAUCAAUCAUCAAUAUAAACAAUAUUAUUCUA